This is a messenger RNA of Annulohypoxylon maeteangense, 2976 nucleotides long. RefSeq lists its product as uncharacterized. The transcript is spliced from 4 exons. NCBI's taxonomy places the organism in Eukaryota, Fungi, Ascomycota, Sordariomycetes, Xylariales, Hypoxylaceae. The record is from RefSeq and is a predicted model, not a curated record. Bases 434 to 2788 code for a protein of 784 amino acids. Gene Ontology annotation, molecular function: actin filament binding. Gene Ontology annotation, biological process: regulation of actin filament polymerization. Gene Ontology annotation, cellular component: actin filament; plasma membrane; cortical actin cytoskeleton.
GGAGCAAUAUGGAACCCGAGGACCGGGCACGAAGCACAGCCCACUUUCUUUUGUAAUGGAGCAGUGAUUGUACUUGCCAACUUGCUCAGGUGCCAGGCACGAAUCCAAACUGCGAAUAAAUUGGAACUACGAACAACUUCAUCCUUUAAAAGCCCCAAAAUCUGACAUGUUACUUCCACAAUUGAAAUCAGGACAGUUCUGCUUAACCUCAAUUUAUUAGAGUGUUCCGUCCAGGCCGGCCAGGUAUCACUCAAGCUUGAGCAACUUGAAUAUACUUGAAGCUCCCUGGUCCCUCACUAUUAUUGCUGUGACAUCACCUCCACCUUCCACCUCCGAUUUAUUACUCUUAUCCCGAUUCCCGACUAGUUUGAAGAAAACUUGACAUUUCCAAGAUCCGAAUUCACCGCCUAAACAAUAAUAACACAUCACCAAAAUGGCUUCCUUGAAUCUUUCUACAAAUGGCCCUUCGAUUAAGAGUAGCUACCAAGGCGUUAUUAACGCCCCCGCUCCUCCGUCAGGCAGCUCUUCUACAUACGGUCAAUGGGCUUUAUUCUAUGUCCAAGCCCCCUUAGCAAAUGCCUUUCAAGAUAGUGGAGGGAAAGAAAGUGUUUUGAAGGUCCAAUCGACUGGUUCUGGUGAAUUAGACGACCUCAUCGAAGACUUCAACGAGGGUCGUAUUCAGUUUGCCUUUCUCAAAGUCAAGGACCCGAAUACUGGCUUGCCUAAAUAUGCUCUCAUCGCAUGGUGCGGCGGCGGUGUGCCCGAGAGGACGAAAGGCUACUUCACAAGUCAUCUAAAUGCUGUUUCUAAAGUUCUUCACGGAUAUCACAUACAAAUCACUGCUCGUUCCGAUGUCGACCUCGAACCCGCAAAUAUCCUUCAAAAAAUUUCUGAUGCGUCUGGUGCCAAGUAUACCGUCGGUGGAAGUGCACCUGUCAAGAGUGGAGGGGCGCCACCUCCCGUAAAAUCGAAGCCUGUCUUCUCUACAACCUCGACCGCUACCAUCUCCUUCAACCCUAUAGUUGCUGCACGAAAUGCAAGCUUGAGGAAGACAGGUGAUGAUGGCUGGGGGGAUGCGCCGCAACCUUCUAGGUCUGAGCUUGAGAAAGUUGAAUCGGCAUACAAGCCAACAAAGGUCAACAUGGCCGAGCUGACAAGCCAAAAACAAGAACCUUCGAGAUUCAAUGGCUCGAGUCAACAGGACGAUAGGCCUAGGGAUGUAAUUGGAGGAGGAUACCAACCGGUUGGAAAGGUUGACAUUGCUGCUAUCCGAGCCGCCGCGAGGGAGAAGAAAGAUGAUCGACCAACCCCAGUCAAGGGUGCCUACGAGCCGGUGGGCAAGGUCGACAUUGCCGCUAUCCGAGCAAAGGCUCAGAAGCCUGACGACUCUGAGCCUCAAGCUGAAGCUGAAGCUGACGAACGACCGAGGUCUCUGUCAGAACGAAGCGCGGCGUUCAACCAGGCGGAACGGAUUACGGAACUUCCUAAACCGAAGGUUGCUAAGAAGUUCGGUGGCGCAUCUGCUUUUACGGGUACUAAACCACCUACUCCUGGAGGUUUUGGUGGCCCGUCAUCUACCCCUGCUGCCCCACCUGUUGGAUCUGCGAGCCGAACCUUCGCCGACCAAGGAGGAAAGACGCCUGCCCAGAUCUGGGCCGAGAAGAAGGCACAACAAGGCGGUGCUUCUGGCGCCGGCAAACCUCUAACAUCACCUAUUGCUGCGCAGACAAGUGGAGGGGCUGGGUGGCAGAGCGGCUACACUGGCAAGAGCUGGGCACCGGUUCAGACAGGUGCAUUCGCGCGUGGCAUCCCGGGACAAAAGACUGGCGAUACCGAGAAUAGCCAAGAAGCUCCAGCAUCUCCGGGAAGUGUUGGUGCCUUACGUGACCGUUUCAAGGAAUCACCCCAGAUAAUUGCUCCCGCCCCUUCGGCACCGAAGAUUCCGUCACAUGCCGAGGACAACGAACGUGCACCGCCGCCACUGCCUUCGGCGUCGCGACCUUCGGAUGGCGCGCCAUCGGGUGGCUUUGCACUUCCCGGUAUGCCCCCUCGUCCACCUCCGGUUACGGAUGAAGAAGAAGAGGAGCCCGAACGUGCGCCUUCUCCUGUUCGCAUAGCGGUGCCCGUCGCUCGUGGUCCUGAACCUGAGAUCGAACCGGUGCACGAACCACCCCGAUCACUCCCCGUGCGACAGAUCGAGCAAGAGCUUCCUAGGGAAGAAGAACUACCGGUAGAAGAGGAGACUCAUGAUCCCCGUGCUGCUGCCACUGCUGUUGCCGAGUCUCAGUUUGGUCAUGAUCAAGUGGCUGAGGCUGCCGCUUUAAGUGGAGGCAAACGCGCCUUAAUCCAGUACGAUUAUGAGAAGGCGGAAGACAAUGAGCUAGAGCUCCGAGAAGGUGAAUAUGUCACAAACAUUGAAAUGGUGGAUGAAGACUGGUGGAUGGGUACCAACGCCCAAGGCGAGAGCGGCUUAUUCCCUAGCAACUAUGUUGAACUCGUUGAUGAUGAAGAGGAGGCAACUGCACCUGCCGCCGCAGCUACCCACGCCGCGGUACCUCCCCCUGCACCCGCAACCGCUGCCGAGCCCGAGCCCGCAGCUGCAGCCGGCAAUGGACAUACGGCUACGGCUCAGUUCGACUACGAGGCUGCUGAAGAUAACGAGCUGAGCUUCCCUGACGGAGCUACGAUUACGAAUUUGGAAUUUCCCGAUGAAGACUGGUGGUUUGGUCAUUAUAAGGGAGCAUCCGGCCUGUUCCCUGCCAAUUAUGUGCAGCUAGACGAGCAGUGAUUCCAUCCUACUCCCUUUCCUCUUCGGUGAAAAUGUAACGAUGUGGCAUUGCAACAGUAUGGCGGUUGUUGAUUUGGAGAACACCUAGACAGGAGGCGAUAGUUAUCAAUUCAACGGAGACGACGUGAUGAGAGUUUGUUUUCGUUCGUAGGUAGUUGGAGCAAAAAUAAAAGUUCUUCAAUCAUAAC